Soboliphyme baturini is the source of this 828-nucleotide messenger RNA. NCBI's taxonomy places the organism in Eukaryota, Metazoa, Nematoda, Enoplea, Dioctophymatida, Soboliphymatidae. The record is from the annotation of a GenBank genome assembly.
AUGCCAGCUCCGGGAUUUACGCAGUUUCUCAGGUUGUUGGAAGCGGUUGGAAACUUUGAGCACCCACUACUGUGGUCGGCUGUGAUGCUGUUCCUCGUACUGUUUCUUAUGCUUAAUGCGCUGUACGUCAUCAUGCUGAAUAUAUGUUCGUCGAUCGAAGAUGCGGCCGGUGCGUACGGAAGCAAGUGUUGUUUUCGAAUUCUGAUCACUUUCGCGGUGUGCACGAUUUGUUUCCUAACGAGCAUGGGAUACACGACUCAAUCCGGAUAUUAUGGACUCAAUCUGGUCGACUCGUUUCUGGAUCUUCUGAGCCCAUGGACGAUAGUUACUUUCGAGAUUGUGGCGAUAGCAUGGUUCUACUGUGCCCACCUGUUGGCAGUCGACAUGAAGCAGAUGAUUGAAAAUCGCUUCUGGAAGGUCUUAGCAUUCCCCUUGUAUGAAAUUCUGUACAUCAUUCCUGUCGUUCCAGUCUAUAUCCUCGUCAUAAAACUCAGCAACUACGACUUAAACGAAAUGGUUGGUCAUACCUCGCAGUGGGUAGAAGCUGUUGGAUGGCUUAUAUGCCUGACAACCAUUUUGCCGAUCCUUGGUUAUAUGGUAUUCUGCGUCGUGAGAACCUUCAUCAAUGGACCAGGCCUCACGUGCAUGGAGAAGCUCAAGUACACCAUCACAUCGCCUUUGCGACAUGAAACCGUUAAACCUGCAUCGAACUCGCGCUACACUUCCACUGCACCCGGAUAUGUCCUGUUGCAGCAAGCACCAUUAGCCGAAGCGGAACAAUUCAACGAACUAUACAACGAUAACACGACAAAAAUAUCUCAUAUAUGA